UUUUCUUAUAUAGUACAGUUAUUAAGUGCCAAAGAUUUAUUACAAGCUUGUGAUACAAAGAGACAGCAGCGUCCAGCAAAAGGGUAAACGUUAUCUUGCAGGAAGUUAACCUGAAGCGAAGGGAAAUUAUUCGACUUUCUAAGCAACAAGAAUCUCUGGAUUUAAAGAGACAGGGCUUGUGGGUACAAGCUGCAAUGAUGUUUGCUCAGAGUGUGGUCCUCCUGCAGCUGGCUUGUCUGCCCCUUUGUCUUGCACAGAAUGGUGCAUUCUACAUUAAUGGCAACGGAAAUGGCAAUGGGAAUGGUGAGCAUUACAACAGCGUCAAGCUUCAUAUUGAAACCCAAAAGGACAGACUCUUUGCAUACCGAGGGGAGAAUGUGACCCUGACUUGUCACUACCAUUAUGAACCAGCAGUGAACGUGACCCGAAAGGUCAGGGUUAAAUGGUCCAAACUCAACAUGGAUUUCUCCAAGGAGAGCGACGUUAUUGUGGCAAUUGGACUGCGCCAUCGCAGUUUUGGGGAGUUCAGGGGUCGCGUCUACCUGCAGCAGAAUGACGAGCGUGAGGUGUCGCUGGUCAUCACUGAUGUCAGGCUGGAGGAUUAUGGGAAGUACAAAUGUGAAGUGAUUGAUGGGCUGGAGGAUGAAAGCAGCAUUGUUGAGCUGGAGUUAAGAGGUGUGGUCUUCCCUUACCAGCCACACCAUGGACGGUACCAACUGAACUUCCACGAUGCCAAGCAAGCCUGCGAGGAGCAGGAUGCUAUGAUCGCCUCCUUUGAGCAGUUGUUCCAGGCCUGGGAGGAGGGGUUAGAUUGGUGCAAUGCUGGCUGGCUGAUGGAUGGCUCGGUGCAGUACCCCAUCACAGUGCCACGUGGACCAUGCGGUGGCAAGCACAGCUCUGCAGGCAUCCGGAAUUACGGCCAGCGGCACAAAAACCUCCACCGAUACGAUGUGUUUUGUUUCGCCUCGACUCUGAAAGGUAAACUGUACUUUUUACGCCGUCCGCUGAAGUUCACCUUUGACGAAGCUGUGAAAGCCUGCCACGCCGCUGGCAGCGAGAUUGCUAAAGUGGGCCAGCUCUACGCCGCCUGGAAGUUCUUCAAGUUUGACCGCUGUGAGGCCGGCUGGGUCGCUGAUGGCAGUGUUCGCUACCCCAUUGCCUUCCCACGGCCUAAGUGCGGCCCACCAGAGCCAGGCGUUCGCUCUUUUGGCUUCCCGAGGAAGGAGAAUGCAAAGUUUGGUGUCUACUGCUUUAACCUGAGCUAAAGGCCCAGGGUGUGUGGCUGUGUUGAUCACAGGAGGACCUACACUUCAGUUGCCUUCAUGGAUUAUAGCGGCAGUACUCAUCUUUUAAAGGUGAAAUCAGAUUAUUUAAGGAAAACCAUUAGAAGAUUACUUUAUGAUCCCCAAAUCUAAUUGGAGAAUCCUUUUCUAAUUUGCAUCAAUUUGAAAUUUCCCACAUACAUCUUUUUUUUGAUUUCCAUAGCACAUUGACUUAUAUUCAUUUCAGGAGGACCUUGGGUAAAGAAAAUAUUAAACCUGGCCUGUAAGAAUUCACUAAGGCAGCUUUCGAUACUUUAAAAUGGCUUGUUAUAUGCCGAGACUCCAUGCUGUCACUUUUGCAUUCAGAAUCUCUCUUCCCCCUGACUUCUUCACCUGCUUCCCUCGUCCCUCCUUCCUUUUCGUUUCUCCACUGUUCUGUCUUCAUUUAAGAGCCCAGAAUAGUCCAAGCAGUGAUCUCAGUCAUAGCAACCUGGGGUCAAAUCAACUUAUUUGGAGGCAAAAGACUUAGUGUUGCAUUGUCAGGUACCCAACCUAGAACCAUUAGUUUGGGGUUUAGCAAAUGAGCCCAAGGUAUCACCUCUGGAAUAUUUAAAUUGAAAUAUUAUAAUGCAACACAUUAUACUUUGUAAAGCAUGAUACCAUAUUAACAAACUGAGCACAGUUCAAUGAUUGACACUUGGAGGUGGCAUGGACGCUCAGUGGUUAUCACCACUGCCUCACGGCACCAGGGUCCUGGGCUCGAUUCCACUCUCGGGCGACUGUCUGUGUGGAGUUUGCACAUUCUCCCCGUGUCUGUGUGGGUUUCCUCUGGGUGCUUUGAUUUUUUUUUUUCUUUUUCCCUCCACCACAGUCCAAAAGAUGUGCAGGUUAGGAUGGACUGGCCAUGCUGACUUGCUCCAUAAUGUCCAGCGAUGUGCAAGCUAGGUGGAUUAGCCAUGGGAAAAUGCAGGGUUACAAGGAUAGGGUAGGGGCGGUGGGUCUGGGUGGGAUGCUCUUUGGAGGGUCAGUGUGCACUUGAUAGGCUGAAUGGCCUGCUUCCAUACUGUAACGAUUCUAUGAUUAACAACCAGUUUACAUAAUAAUUGUGGUCCCGUGUUCAGUUCUGUAAUAUGACACAGCUCACCAUGUUGGAAAAAGUGCUGUACACUAGAUCCAGUCAUUAUGUGGCUAAGUUAAGCGAAGCAGCAUCCCAAAACAAAAUUGUAUGUUGGAAGAUGCAAUUUGAAGAUCAAUUUUUUUAUCAGUAAAUUGACAUUUAUUUUGGAAUCCGGGUUGGUAAAACUUAAGUGUUUUGUGAUAGACCAGAGAUCAGAGAAGAAAGCCAAACAAAAAUGGCUGAAUGAUAUGUGAACCUCCUCCAACAGGAACUCUCCAUAUUGAGGAAGUUAAAUUGCCUCAUCCUAAAGAGGUCACAAGGACCAGACUCGGAGCAUCCUCAUUUUUGCCCAACUUCAUACAAUUGCACCUGCAUCCUGAGAAAAUCGAUGCCACUCCAUUUGUAUAGGAAACAAAGAUAAGUAGUCAUGCAUUUCAUCAGGAAUAAGGCUGCACAUCUCAAACAUAAGAAUGUAAGAAUUAGGAGCUGGAGUAAGCAAUUCAGCCCCUUGAGCCUGCUCUGCCAUUUGAUACAAUCAUGGCUGAUCUUACCUUGGCCUUAACUCCACUUUCUUGCCUACUCCCAUAACCCUUCAAACAAUUACUAAUUAAAAAUCUGUCUGUUUCCUUUUUAACCCAAGUUAGACCGCUAAGGAUCAGCACCCUCACAAUGAAGUGACACAAGUAAAUAAGGGCUGGUCCAGGGAAGACCCUCUUACAGAAGUGUAGAUGGGUAAAUUACAAUCAGUAAUGUAGUGUUUAUCCUGUGCUGCAUCCUGCCAGAUAUGUCUUCUCCGGUCUGUCAUUAAUUUUUAAACUGGGUCAGCUUAAGACCCCUUAAGCUUUGGAAUGACAUUAGUCUGCAAGCUCUUGCAGCUUGAGAAUAAAUUCGAGCGGAGUCACCAGUAAAUCUUAGGUUUACACCUGAGUUGUGACAGAAUUUAUUUCCAUGACCCCCAUGCCCACUGAAGGUGCUGGUUGUCUGUAAUGGGACAGUUCUUCUAGCAGCCCACUAGUAUCCAUGUGGUGAACUGUUUGACUAUAGCAACACAUUUGAACACGAUCCUGUCCUUAUCCAAUGUCCAGAGCAGUCACAAGGCAGAUAUUAAGGGCAUGAAUGCUAGCUGGUUCCUCCCCCACCACCAGGUUGAAGGGCACUGAGGUUUAUGGUACCAUUCCCCGCCCCUGCUUUGUCUGCACCACAGACCAGGGUUUGAACCUGACGCCUUUUUUUUAUCUGUGUUGUGAGUAGAGUCUGGUACGUUUUCUUACUGAGGCUGGGUUAUUGCUCCAGGUUUUGAAAAAUCUUGGGAGUCUACUGACAGUUUAAAUUCAACUAAUGCAAUUUAUUUUACACCUGCUGUCUGAAAAGAAAAUAUCUGAUUUUAUCUUUAAAAUUUGAGUACUCUGACCAACUGAGAAACCAAUGAUUAUGUACUGUUUACCCAGGAAGUAAAGGAAACCUUUUUAAUGGUUAGAGUUUGAUGUUUAAAAGGACUGCGGAUAUCUGCAGCAACCUGCCACAUUGCAGGAGAGAGGGAGAUGGAGGAAUUAUGCUAAUUUGCAUUUUUAAAGGUUUUAUGGAUAUGUUAUAAUGUUGUAUUAGUUUGAAGAGGAUGUCACUGUCACUCAGAUUUUGGUUCAGAUUGUGUAGGACACAAUUGUGUAGUGCAGUUUUACAUUACUGCUCUUUUUCACUGGAAUCUCACAUCCAUGCACUUUCCAGCUGAUUCACUGGGCAGUGACUAAGAGUCUCUGCUCCUAAUCCACUCUCCAUUCCUAAUCCAUAGAUUCUGAGACCAAUUGUAUUGCACCUAUCUGACAGAAAUUGGGAAGCAGGAGUCUGCUAAUCUAGCACAGGGGAGCAGCCUGUUUUGAGAAUUAAUUUUUCUGCACCUACAAUACCUGAACAAAGUUAUCUGCAGACUGGAUUAUGUACAUUUGUAUAAAAAAUGGCUUGAAAAUGCUUUAAACCUAAAGGUAUAGACCCUGCACGUGGUAUUUAUUCAAUUCAGAAUGUUUAUUCCAAACCAAAUUUUCAUUUAGAAGAUAAAUAAAUGCUAUAACAGAAAGGGAUUGUGUUUGAUGAUGUACAUUGCUUGUGUUAUGCUUAUGACAUUGGAUUAAGUUUCUUUCUGAUGACUGGGGAGGCUGGGAGCAAAGUAAGUUAAACGAACUAGGGCUGGGUCAUUUGAUUAACCCUGUCUAUGCCACAACAUUCAAGACAUAAUCACAGACUGGUUGAUACUAAAAUUUUGACAUCCUGAAAAACAAGUGGUGCUCAUAUCUUGACUUUCAACUUACGACCAUGUCAGCACUUUGCUGGUGGUGGGCUUGGAAAUGAAAUCAGCUUAAGCAGUCCCCACCCAGGUCCCUAUGGUUAGGGGCAUGGAACUAUAAACUGCUGAUUAUUAAACACAAAUUGGCUGUAAGCUAAGUGACCUCAGUCACUCAGGGAAGCCCCAAAAAUGGCUUCUCACAAUCAGAAGGCUGAAAUUGACUCUCUGGUGAGAAUUUUAUUAAUGCCCCAUCAUUACUAAGACACAGAGUGCCAUUGCUUAAACCUUGCAUGCCUACAAUAUCCAGGGACAAUAACUGUUAAAGUUAUAUUUUAUUCAGGAAGAAAUCUUUACUUCUGUUAUGCUUAUUCCCCAAUUUACACUUGACAGAUGUAGAGCUAGUGGGCAGGCUAAUGAGGUCCUUUGUAAUUUUACCAUCAGGAUAGGUGUGGGGCUCGUGGUCUUCUUGGUAAUCAUCCCUUGGCAUCCUAAUUUUCUCUUGGCAGAGAUGUAGCAUUAGCAUAUUGAAUGACCAUCCACUUAAAUGGGGUUCUGCCUGAUUGGGAGCAGAUUGAAUAUGUCUAUGAUACGUAAGCGACAGGUAGGGUGUCAGAUGCUCUUGAGCCAUUUGGUACUUUGUCAAAUUUAAUUAGCCCUAUGCUUCAAAGGAAAAAUUUUAUGUACUUUUACUAUAAAGGUCUGAUAACUCUGUUCACUUUAUGCUUUCAAACAUGCAAACAACUGGGGGAGACACAUUUAAACACAACAUUUCUGUUAAGGGCUGGAAUCCCAAGGUAGUGUCUGGCUCUAGGGCCACUCUAAGGAAUAAGGGGCUUUAGAGUGGUGGGACGUAGCCCAUUAAGCCUCAUACUUUUGAUUUCAGUAGUAGGGUGUGGAUGAUUUCCCUUUUCACUUGAUCUAUAACUGGGAAAUCGUUACUCUAAAUAGCAUCCCAUGUUUGUUUUCGUUGGAGGAGUGGGUAGAGAAUAAGCAGCACUGAUGCUCGCUCUGGUGGCUUUUCCAAGCAGACUGACUGUGAAUAGAGGUCCAGGGUACGUGGAGCAGCAACUCUGUCUGGGACACAGAUGGGAUGAAGGACAAGUGGUCAGGAAAAUGGUUGGCAAAUAUAUUAAGUGUGCCCAUGCUGCAUCUUUUGAAUACAAGUGUCUGUCUAGAAACCAAAACCUCUUCAGAUAUCGCUAAAGCACCUAUCCAUUAGAUUUCUGAGUACUAGUUGGAAGAAAGGCAUGUUCUGGAUUUCAAUUUAAGUCAGAUUGAGCAAGAGAGAUCGCAAUGCACUAAAUAAAAAGAAAUAAAUUCAUUUUCAAUUCACUAGCUGGUGGGAGAUCUUUCCUUCCCAAUAUUCUUUGCCUCAAUCACAGAAACACACAGUAGUCUAUUUAGUCAAAGACUGGAAAAUAAUCAAUUAAAGACAGGAGGGCUCCCUCAAGCUAAUGUUACAUAUUAUUUAGAUUCUUAACUGUUUACUCUUCUGUUGACCUAAGAUGUUUGUAUAUUGUAUUCAAAGACGUUUUUUAUUGUUUAGACUAUGAAUACACGUUGAUGACUUGUUCGUUACCAACAUUUAUUACUCCUCUCUUAUGAGAAGAUUUAUCAUAAUUAUGUAACCGAAAGACUCUUGACUAAUUAUCUUUGAGAGGCAAACUUUGAUAUUGGAUAAAUGUGCUUUUGCUGUUGACUUUAGCCUAUAUUUACAAUAAAAUAUGUCUAGACUGUAUACACUUACAAAAGCACGGCCAAAGUCAAAUCAUAACUGUGAGUCAAUGCAAGUAUGUUCUGUUUAUUUUAUGCAGAAUUCAUGCCUUAAUGGCUUCAACUUUAGACAAACUUGAAUUUAUUUUAAGAGUAACAGUUUUUUUUAACUUUUUGUCUGGAUGUGGGAACUAGUUCCUACCUUGAUAUUGAUGCCUGAAAGUUUGUAGCUAAUUAUCUUUCCAAAAAAUACCACCAUGAUAUUUGCAGUUAAUCUUAUGUUUGCUAUAUACUCCAUGUCCUCUUAAACACAUUGCUGGCAAGUUUUCUUUGUAAAAACGAUCCUUUUGAAUGAAUGAAAUGUCAACUUAACAGAACCUUUCAAAUAAAUAAAUAAAUUGU
Rhincodon typus (whale shark) is the source of this 6772-nucleotide messenger RNA. Its product is annotated as hyaluronan and proteoglycan link protein 3-like. Bases 195 to 1265 code for a protein of 356 amino acids. Gene Ontology annotation, molecular function: hyaluronic acid binding. Gene Ontology annotation, biological process: cell adhesion. The transcript is spliced from 5 exons. Lineage: Eukaryota; Metazoa; Chordata; Chondrichthyes; Orectolobiformes; Rhincodontidae. The record is from RefSeq and is a predicted model, not a curated record.